Messenger RNA from Procambarus clarkii (red swamp crayfish), 1912 nucleotides. The record is from RefSeq and is a predicted model, not a curated record. NCBI's taxonomy places the organism in Eukaryota, Metazoa, Arthropoda, Malacostraca, Decapoda, Cambaridae.
AUCAUUACAGAAGGGAUUGGAGGAAUUCUUACUGAAGCAGAUGCUCAGAAAUUACAUGAUCAGCUGAAAAAGGAGCAAGAUACUUCUGCCACUCUUUUGCAGGAACUCCAUGACACACGCAAUCAGGUUGAAGGCUUGGAAUCAGAAGUGCAACGAGCUCAAGAGGAAGCGGCUCUUCAUCGUGAUCGUUACCGCAGUUUACAGUCCCAAGGAAUUCAUGCCCAAGCUGCCGUUACUAGUACUUCACUCGAUGCCCUUAAGAAGGAUCCAGUAGAUGCCUUGGAAAAAAAACGACUUCGAGAUGAGGCAGCUAUGCUUCGUGAAGAAGUGGAUACGUUAGAAGCUGCACUGGCUGCGGAGAGGCAGAAGACUAAUGAUGAGCGGACAGCUCUUACCAGAGCUCUCGCUGAAAUAAAUCAUUUAAAGAAAGACCUACAUGAGUUGAAAGAAAGAUCUGAGAGAGAGACACACAAUGAUCAAUAUUAUCAGGUCAAGAUAAAGUCUAUUAGUGAGAAGCAUGAUGAAGCAACAGCCAAGCUCAUGUCAUAUGAGGAAUUAUUAGCUGCUAAGAAUGAUGAGUUGUCCAGAAUUAAGAAAGAACUUGGCCAGACAAAAGCUAAUCUGGCAGAACGCACAAGUGAAAGUGAGACUAUUGCAAUACUUAGAGCUCAAGUGGAAGUCUACCAAGGUGACUUUAGAGCAGAACGUGAAGCUAGAGAGGCUUUGGCAACUGACAGAGAGAAACUACGAGAUGAAUUACGUCACCUUCAAACUCGAAACACACAGCUCAUAGAUGAAUUGGAGGCUUACCAGCGUAGACAUCUUAAUCAAGGUCAAGGCCGAGGUUCCAGAGCUGGUUCAGAGGAGCCAGCUGGAGCUGCAUCUGGAGGAUUAGCUGGGAUGUCUUCAGAGGCAUUAUGGGAAAAGCUGUCUAAUUCUUCUGACAAGAAAGAAGAAGAAAGGAAGGAAGAAGAGUUAGAUGAAAACCUGUUCUAUUGUCCAAAGUGUAAUAAAUCCUUCACUCAAUACCGCCCUCUGGAAGAGCAUGUUAACCGAUGCCUGGAUGAGGAUUAGUGUAGUUUUGUUGUUAAACUGCCAUAGAAAUAUUUCAAAUGUAAAUUUUCUUAAGCUGGUUUACACAUACAAGUGAAACCUCACUCUUAUCAAAUUCCUGCAUUGGCCAAAUCUUUUUGUAUUAAAUUCAAAUUGUUCAGGGGUUUGAAGAAAUGUUUGUGUUUAUGAGAAUUGUUCACCUCAGCUACUUCUGAGCCAGCUUGGUCAUGUUAACAGCCAACCUAGUCUGAACUGCAUUGCAUACUGUACAUAAAAUAAAAGACAGACUCCAUACAGUAUGAUAAAUGUAACAUUUUACAUUAAACAGUGAUAUAUAAAAAACACAAAUUAGCUUAAAUAUAAUUGCACCGUGUGUUAUUGCUACUCGUCUAUGUCCAAAAGAUUUUAGUAAAAAGUCCAAACAUUAAAAAAUACAUAAAUUAUUACACAGAUUUUAUCAAGUAAUAAAACGGCUUGAUACAUAUACUGUACAGUGGAACCUUGGUUGACGAUUGCCCUAGAAGACGAAUUUUUUGGAACACGACAUCAAAUUGGUUGUAAAAUUGGAAUUGGUACACAAUGGUUUACUUGGAAGACAUCUGUUCGUACACGUGUGGGUCGAAUGAGAAUUCAACUGGUGCUGGGGGCAUGGGGCGAGGCGCUCUCAGUUUGUUUUACAAGUCUAUUCCGACGACCGAUCAUGAAUUUUUUUAAAAGAAUUUCAUUAUUUUUCUGCUUUUUGUUUUCUGAACAAUAAAGUUUUUAUUAUAUAUUACACCAUGGGUCCCAGGAUGGUGAGGGAACUGGAUGGAUGACUGGUGGGGGCACUGGAUGGAUGGAGGGGGGACUGGAUGGAUGG